Messenger RNA from Lynx canadensis (Canada lynx), 3241 nucleotides. RefSeq names its product zinc finger C2HC-type containing 1C (gene ZC2HC1C). The record is from RefSeq and is a predicted model, not a curated record. Lineage: Eukaryota; Metazoa; Chordata; Mammalia; Carnivora; Felidae. The coding region runs from base 1029 to 2513 and encodes 494 amino acids. The transcript has 3 exons.
CGCGCUCCCGUCUCCAGGCAACGGGAAUAACAGAGGCCGCCUGAGAGCGCCUGCGCGGCGGUCGGUUGAGGUGGGGGUCUGGUCUGGAAAACUAAGUCCUGGUGCUUCCCCUGAGCAGGAACGGUCGCCAGUGACUCAGGUACGCGGGAGGGGGGGACAGACAUGGGGUCAGCGCCUCGACCCCCCCAAGGGCUCCAUGGACAGAAGAGCGAGGGCUUGCUUGUUCUCACAGCGGAAUCCCCUGUGGGGGCGCCCCGGCUGACCUCGUAACACAGAGCGUGACUUCGGCAUUCCGGAUCUAAAAGCUGCAGCGGCCGGGUCAGGUGGCCCCCAGCUCUCAGGUUACAGACCUUCCGCCGUCCGCACCGCCGGGACUUCUUGGGUGAGAGUUUGGCAGUCAGGCACCUGCUGCAGGCCCUGAGCGGCCUCUGUGUUUGGAGUCAAGCACGGUGCCAGCAAGAGCCAAGCCCUGAGAGCUCUCUUGUGCCAGUCACUUACCUCUGGGCCUUAGUUUACUCACCUGUGAAAUGAUAGGGCUGGAUUCAGAGUCCUAAGGUCCCUAAAUGCCAGUCAUGUAACUGAGCGAAACGUUCAGUUUAUGGGUGAAGAACCGAGCCAGCAAGGGGAAGCUGCUUGUGCUGUGUCACAGGCCUAAACCUUGACUUUCAAUUCGAUAGCUCUUGCCAUUAAAUCUUUCCGCCCAUCCAUACUGCGUAUGGCAGGAGCAUCACUGUGUAUGGCAGAGGCUGGUACUGGAAUAAAGCUAGGUGGCAGGAACACCCGUGUCACGUUCGUUUUUCUAUUCUCAGGACCUAGUUAAGUACCCACAGGAAAUAAUAAGCAUUCACCAAAUGCUUAUUGGAGGAAAGCUCUGGCAUACCCAACACCACUGUUCCCAAGAAGUUCAAGAGAAUAUGUAGGUAGGACAAAUGUGGAAACAGUUUACUUUAGCAGCUGGGGUGAACCUCAGACAAACUCCUUACAGAUAUCUGGUUUAAAUCUCCCCUAGGCUUCAGUCCAGUCCCUGAAUGGCUGGUCUCCAGUUGGCGCCACAUCUGCCUGUGGGCGUUAUGCUCCCAUAUAAUAAAGCGGAAGCUCCAGGGCUCCUCUCAGCUAAGCAAGAGCCCUGUGAAAAAGGUGACUCUUCUCAGCGGUCCUCAAUGGGGCACCCAAGGAACAAUUUCCAGCAGAAGCUUUUGAGCAACAAAGAGCUGAUGCCGGAGAAUCUCUACACUCCCUCCAAAUGGAACACGUACAGCAAAGCUUGGAGCUACUCCUAUCCCCAGUGUGUUGGAAUCAGCCAGCAGGAUUCCAGAAGCAGUCCCCAGGGCCAAGCAAAGGGUUUGUUUUACUCAUCAGAUCCUCAGUCCUGGUAUCCCAAAGCAGAUAACCAGGAAUUCAUCCCCUUUACAAAGAAGCGAGUUGGGGUGGACCGGGCAUACCCACUGAAACCUGUGUUCCACAGGAAGUCUCAUAGUACGAGUGAGGCUGCCAUUGAUGGGGACCAGAAUGUCUCUCCAAGACCCCCUGAACCAAGAGGGUUUCCAUACAGCAGCGUUGGUUCAAGGAACUGGGAGAAUUCAUCUGGGGUUUGUGCUGUUGCUGCCACACAGGAGGAGAGGGCUGUGGCAUAUCCCAACAGGACUGAACGGGUGCAGAUCCAAAGACUAGAAGCUGCAGGGGAGAGCUUACGGGAGGAAAUCCGAAGAAAAGAGACCCUCCUAAGGGAAAAGCUGAAGAAGACAGAGGAGGAACUCAGAAGGAUCCAGAAAGAAAAGGAACAGGCUAAGGAAAAUGAAAAAAGAGAGCUACAGAGAAUGACACUCCCCAGGAGGAGAGUUAAAGGUAAUAGCAACACCACAUACAAAUCUACCUUCUCCCCAGAACUGGGGGCUGAGGAGGUCUUCAGCAGACACAGGGGAGAGGAUGAAACUAGAGGAUGGCCUCAAGAAAAUUCUAGUCCACUCCAGUUCUCUGAUUAUGGAAUACAGAAGCUCAAAAGGGAAAGACUGGUGGCAAGCAAUAACAAAAUCCGAGACUUAGUCUCAGGGCCACCAAAAGAGUUCUCUCAGUCUUCAGGAGUGCCAGGCCGUGCUUCACGGGGAUCCACCAGCAAUUCUAGUCUGUCUAGGGCACCAGACUCCUCAGUUUCCAGCUGUUCUACCGAGGAGCCAGAACUUGGCGAAUGUAGCCAUUGUGGACGCAAGUUCCUGUUGCUCAGACUGGAGAGACACUCCAACGCCUGCAGCAGGAUGCAGAGUUCCAAGAGGAAAGUGUUUGACUCCUCCAAGGCCCGGGCCAAGGGCACAGAACUAGAGCAGUACUUGAACUGGAAGGGAUCAGCCUCAGUCCAGGCUGAACCUCCUCGGAAGAGCAACUGGAGACAGAAGCACGAGUCUUUCAUCUGUACCCUCCGUCAGGCUCGAGAAGUCCAGCAGGUGGCUGAGCGGCACAUUCCCAAGUGUAAGACCAUCAAGAACCGGCCUCCACCUCCAAGGAAGCAUCCCAGUUGAGCGGACAACAGUGGAAGCCUCCUUGAUAAUUCAGAAGGCUCUGCUUCUCUUCAGCAGUAAAUGGGAGUAGAAUAAUUUGAUGGAAAACAGAACUAAAAGUUUUAUACCUCCCCCAUCUGCCUGCAGAGCUUCAAUCAGUGAGGAGAGACCCUUUGCUAAGCAGCAGGAGGCAAAAGGAAGCCUCAGCUUCCCACUAAAUUACCAGCUCAGGCUGGAGUGCCUUGUUAUUGCCCUAAGAACGGAUGGCUGAAGACACUCGAGAGGCGAGCGGGCUACAUUAAAGCUCUGUUCUUGCAAGCCCGACUCGUGAUGUGUGCUGGUUAAGUGCCUGCAUUCGCUCUGCCUUCUUGCCACUGCCUCUGCAUGUAUGUCUGUGGUUCCAGUUACCUCUUCUCUUGCAGGAAGUUGGUUCAUUACAUUGAGUUGGGUCAGAGGAUCAUGAUCACCCAGGUGGUAUCUUAUGAAAGAUAAUACGAUUUUGCCGUAAGGCAAAUGGAAAUUUAUCCUUGACCUCCCUGAUGCAUGGUCCUGCCAAAAGCUAAUACAAGUCAGUAAGGUUAGGGUGCCAGUAUAUCCUAAAUCCUCCUGUGGUUACUGUGUACUAAAGGGAAACUCAUCUUUAUGUGCUUUACAGGGUAAAGGGGGGGGGGGUGGGGAGCACCCUGUAUGUCUCAGUAGUUGUUCUUUUCUAAUGGAUUUCAUGUCAAAAAAAAAAAAAAAAAGAAGAA